This is a messenger RNA of Manduca sexta (tobacco hornworm), 1077 nucleotides long. RefSeq lists its product as uncharacterized. NCBI's taxonomy places the organism in Eukaryota, Metazoa, Arthropoda, Insecta, Lepidoptera, Sphingidae. The record is from RefSeq and is a predicted model, not a curated record. Bases 159 to 827 code for a protein of 222 amino acids. The transcript is spliced from 5 exons.
GUACACAAGGCUUUAUAAAAUUAUCAGAAAGCAGAGCGGCGAGUGCAUUGACGUGUGUGUAGCUUACGGCGCGGCAGCCUGACGGAGCUUUCGUUUGAAAUGAGAACAGGAAGCGUACAGCUUUGUUAAGAAAACAGCAAUCUGGAGUUGUUUGGAAAAUGAGGUUCCAAAGCGCGUCUCAAAUAGUUCUCUUGAUGUUUUUGAUGUCAUGGUUUUCAUGCAUCGGAUCUAGUACAUUCGACACAGCGGAGGACCAGCUCCGAACUAAGAGACAGAUUAACAGUUUACCUCUGGUUUAUCCAUAUGGAGGGACUUACAAAUUGCUGGUCGGCAUGUCAAUACCAAUCCAGAAUAAUGACAAUGUGGCGUUGUCCUUCGCUGCUAACUUUCAAUAUCAGUACGUCGAGUUUCAGAACAUAUCUGAACUAUCUCAGUAUUACUUUAUCAAGCAAGUGUCAAGAGAGCAGAGGGAAGCUGAUAUACUGUCGAGAAGGGAUGAAAGACUUAUUUUCUAUAAGUCUAUAGCUGAAAUGUUGACUUCUAAGGGCAUGAACGGUGUCGAUUGCGUGUUGAGAGCUAUUUGCGAAGCCGCACAGUAUCCAGUCGAGGAGGAAGGUUUUGUUGGCGAGAUUCUGCAUAUAUUACUCACGCCAGACUACGGUAAAUCACCAUUCGAUGACGUUGAUCCAGAGUGGGAAGAGCUGAUGUCGCCAUACAAGGACGCGGCGACGGCCGGUCGACAGAUGUUCGACUGCGUGUCGAUAUACAGCGCGUGUCCCGAGGGACAAGGAGUUCUGGAGUUCAUCACCACGCUUCGGGAUGAGUGAAAGUUAUGGAAAGUUAACAACUUGUUAAUAGUUUCGUGUGAACUAAAUAUAGGGGAAAAAAGACUGAUUUUCGUUGACGAGUAGAAUUAGAUUCUAUAUUGGUUAUAAUUUUAAACUUUUAGAUAUAAUAUUGAAUAUAUACACUAAUAGAUUGGAUUGUAAGAGCUUCAGAGUGUAAUUGAAAAUAAAUUGGACACGCCAUGCAACCUUUUAGAUGUGAAAUUCAAUAAACUUAACAUUCGCAAUUUGA